GCCAAAACCCUAAUGGAAAUCUUGAGAUCCACAUUCAACCAACAGAGGAUGAAGAGGACAGUAAAAACCCGACUACAGUGCACUACAUAGGUAUAACUGGGUCAAAGUCAGCAAAAAUUAUGGCUUCACAGUGCGUCUAUAUCAUUGCUGUAUUUCUGCUUUGCCAAAAAGCGUUCGUUGACUCAGCUGUUGAGGAAGGUAGCGGUGAAGCUGAAUAUUCCAUCUCGGGAAUGAUGCUACGGCGACACAUCUACAAGAAGAUCACGGGAGCACCACUCGGUAAUGUAUGCUUGCAGGAAUGUUAUCGCGACGUUAGAUGCCAGAGUUUUAAUUACGUCAUUUCCAAAGAAACGUGUGAAUUGAACAACCGUACCAAGGAAGCCAGACCUGAAGACUUCGUUCCCAACUCUGACAGAUAUUAUUUCAAACGAGACAAGGAUAGAGUUCGCCUCGGUUCUAUCCCGGAUCUGCCUGCAAUAUCUUGCAAAGAAAUCAAGGCAAGUGAGGGACAAUGGGCUGAUAACGGCAACUACUGGCUUCUUUUCCUUGAGAUUGAGAAAAUUUUACUUGCCUACUGUGACAUGAAGACAGAGGACGCUGAUGAAUGCAGCUUAUCGGAAUCCUUCUGUGACGUAAAUGCCAACUGUAAGAAUACACUGGGUUCCUUUCGCUGUUUGUGUAAACCUGGAUUUACUGGAAACGGAAAAACUUGCAGUGACGUGGACGAAUGUAGUGCUUCUAUCCCCGUGUGUGACGCCAAUGCCGAUUGUAAGAAUACUCGUGGCUCUUAUCGCUGUUCCUGUAAGAGUGGAUUUAUGGGAGAAGGAAAAAGCUGCAGCGUUUGCAAAGCAGUUGGUGUCUCCAAUACUGGAAUUAUUCUUGAUAGCCAGAUUACGGCAACUUCUGAGUACAGUUCUAGCUACAAAGCGUAUUACGGUCGCCUGCAUGGUAGCAGAGGUGACGGCUGGUGCUCAAGGGUCAGCAACACCAAUAACGAGUGGCUUCAAAUUGAUUUCCGAAAGACAAUCCAAAUUUGUGGUGUUGCUACUCAGGGCGAUGUAAAUGGCGAUGAGUGGACUACAGUCUUUAAGUUGUCUUUUUCUACUGAUGGUAAUAGCUGGAAAACUUACAGAGAUAAACAAAACGUCGAAGUGGAAUUUCACAGGAACGGUAACAGCAGUACUGUGGACCAUCACAAUUUGCCAGUUAAGGUUUCCGCAAGGUACAUCCACUUUCAUCCAAUAAACAGGUACAAAUGGAACUGCCUUAGAGUGGAGGUGUACGCCACAUAAUGGUAACAAGCCAAAGAGUAACUCAAGAUUUCAGAGUGCCCUCGAUUCGUGCAUGAACCUAUUAGUAGUAUAGUGGAAACCGGUCACUUUGCUUUGCUUCUUUGUUUAUUUGAUUUUUGGCGUAGUAAUCUCAGGGAUCUAUACUAGCUAAUACAUCAUAGGUCAUUGUUGUUAUCCCAUGAAUAAAAUGUAGUGGACUUAUUAACCAACAAGUGGUCAUGUCCUCUUCUCCUAUAGCUAGUGCAAUGUUUAAAGCACUGUGCAAUAAAAGCAUUAAUUAGGUGCAUUUAUUGUCAAAGAAACAAGGGAGGAUUAAAACAUCAAUCACGACCGUUUACCCUCUUCUCUUCAUAUAUAAAAGUUACAGUGGAACACGGUAACAACUAGAGUACGAGUAGUCCCUCCUUCGCUUAAUACAGGAAAAAACCGCCAGAAAGCCAUUUUUUCUGGCCGUUUUAUUUCACGUCAUGCACGUACUAUGGACUAUGCGAAAGAGGGACUAUCA
Messenger RNA from Orbicella faveolata, 1797 nucleotides. RefSeq lists its product as uncharacterized. Lineage: Eukaryota; Metazoa; Cnidaria; Anthozoa; Scleractinia; Merulinidae. The record is from RefSeq and is a predicted model, not a curated record. Gene Ontology annotation, molecular function: calcium ion binding; heparin binding.